UUGGCCUUGUGAUCCACCUGCCUCGGCCUCCCAAAGUGCUGGGAUUACAGGCGUGAGCCACCGUGCUCGGCCAAGCACCCCUCAGAUUCUAGCGUAGAUGUGUCUGCUGCAUGUCACCUGCUCUGUGCUAAUGCAUUUCACUAGUGUUGCCAAGAACAGGAGGAUGUGGUUACCGGGGCAGUCAGAACGAAGGUUUCAGGACCACAUUUCUGUGAAGUGUAAGCAUCUGGCCUUCUGCAGACAGUUUGUGAUGACAGUCUGUGGGGGAACGGUGAGGAAAAAAAGCCCUUCUUCUUUAGAAUUAGGGAGGUUUCAGUGUGAUCUGUUUCCAUGGCCAGGCAGCCAGAAUUUCAGGGCCUGCCACCAUGAACCCUAAGCAUACAUUGUUGACUAUGGGAUUAUCGGGCUGGAAAACAGCUCGUUCCUGGGCUUAAGGAGCCAGAUGGACUGGCUGCUCUGAAGAGCCAUCUUUGCAUUGUUCCUCGUCCGACUCCUUGCUCACCGCAGCCGCCUCCACCACGCGUCUCCUUCGCCCUCGCAGACUCCGGCAGCUUUAUCGCCAGAGUCCUUGAAAUCUCGCUUUCUUUUUAAUCCCCCGCCUCGGAUCACCGGCCGGCCCCACCAUGUCAGACGCAGCGGUAGACACCAGCUCCGAAAUCACCGCCAAGGACUUGAAGGAGAAGAAGGAAGUUGUGGAAGAGGCGGAAAAUGGAAGAGACGCCCCUGCUAAUGGGAAUGGGAAUGAGGACAAUGGGGAGCAGGGGGCUGACAACGAGGUAGAUGAAGUAGAGGAAGAAGGUGGGGAGGAAGAGGAGGAGGAAGAAGAAGGUGAUGGUGAGGAGGAGGAUGGAGAUGAAGAUGAGGAAGCUGAGUCUUCUACGGGCAAGCGGGCAGCUGAAGAUGAUGAGGAUGAUGAUGUCGAUACCAAGAAGCAGAAGACCGACGACGAGGAUGAUUAGACAGCAAAAAAGGGAAAGUUAAACUAAAACACACAAAAAAAAGGCCGCCGUGACCCAUUCACCCUCCACUUCCCGUCUCAGAAUCUAAACGUGGUCACCUUCGAGCAGAAAGGCCCGCCCGCCCACCGAGGGCAGUGCCACCCGCAGACGAACGACGCGCUCUCCACUACCCAACCCGAACCAUGAGAAUUGGCAACAGGGGAGGAAAAAAGAACCAAAACUUCCAAGGCCCUGCUUUUUUUCUUAAAAGUACUUUAAAAAGGAAAUUUGUUUGUAUUUUUUAUUUACAUUUUAUAUUUUUGUACAUAUUGUUAGGGUCAGCCAUUUUUAAUGAUCUCGGAUGACCAAACCAGCCUUGGGAGCGUUCUCUGUCCUACUUCCUACUUUAUUGUGGUGCGACCAUGUUCAUUAUAAUCUCAAAGGAGAAAAAAAACCUUGUAAAAAAAAAGCGAAAACGACAACAGAAAAACAAUCGUAUUCCGAGCAUUCCAGUCCCUUGGUUGUGUGUGUACUUGGCUGGACUAGAAGUAGUUGGUCUGUAUGAGAUGGUUAAAAGGCCAAAGAUUAAAAGGUUUCCUUUUUUGUCUAUGAAGUUGCUGUUUAUUUUUUUUGGCCUGUUUGAUGUCUGUGUGAAACAAUGUGUCCAACAAUAAACAGAAAUUUUAUUUUGCUGAGUUGUUCUAACAAAAAAAAAAAAAAAAAAGAAGCCAGAUGUUCAGGGUGCGAGCG
Callithrix jacchus (white-tufted-ear marmoset) is the source of this 1688-nucleotide messenger RNA. RefSeq lists its product as uncharacterized. The record is from RefSeq and is a predicted model, not a curated record. Gene Ontology annotation, biological process: positive regulation of transcription by RNA polymerase II; negative regulation of apoptotic process. Gene Ontology annotation, molecular function: histone binding. Lineage: Eukaryota; Metazoa; Chordata; Mammalia; Primates; Cebidae. Gene Ontology annotation, cellular component: nucleus.